AUGGCCCUGCGAGGCUGCUUCGUGCACCUGCCACGGGCCCCGCGCGGGCCGAGCGGCGGCAGGAGGGCGGCGCGCACAGGUGGCGGCGAUUGGGCGGGCGGGGCCCGGAGGGUGACGUCACGGGCUCGGGUCCCGGCGGCAGAAAUAGGGCAGCCGCGGCGGCGGUGGCACAGCGGCGGGCAGCGGCGGGCUCGGAGAGCUGGAGCCGUGACAGCCUCCCGCGCGCCCGGGACUCACCGACAGCCGGAGAGACCCAGCGAAGGACUCGGGCUCGGUGGCCGCCGCCGCGGCCGCUGCCGGGCGUUCCCUCCCGCUCUGCCGAGUCCGGCUACCUGGUCUUCACCUCGGCCCCGCUGCCCCAGACUCAACAGAAUGGCACCGGGAGGCUUCGGGCUGCACCUCGCUCUGCUGGCAGCCUCCCUAGCCGCUGCAUUGGGAUGGACGGACCCCAGAACCAGCCGAGGCCUGGCCGCAGGAAUGGGGGAGCCGCCGGCAGAGGAGCCGAGAAGAUUUGCAGUCUCAAGAAAAGAAGGCCUCGACCUUGGGCUGCCGACUGCUUGCAGGAAGCUCUGUGGCCGCGGAAGCAGCUGCGUGCGCAGCCAGGAGACUGGCCGGCCUGAGUGCCGUUGUCUGCAGACCUGCCGGCCCAGCUACGUGCCCGUGUGCGGCUCCGAUGGCAGGUUCUACGAGAACCACUGCGAGCUGCACCGCGCCGCCUGCCUGCAGGGGAGGAAGAUUGGGGCAGCGCGCAGCAGGGACUGCUUCCUCAAAGGUGACCCAUGCUCCGUGGCUGACUAUGCCCGCCUGAAGAAUGCCCUUCUGGUGCUCCAGGCCCGCCUGCAGCCCCUGGGAGGAGGGGGCCAUGGGCAGGAGCCCGCCUCGCAGAAGCGCCUGCUGGUGGAAGCACUGUUCCAGCAGCUGGACACCGAUGGUGAUGGCCGCCUGGGCGGUUCAGAGCUGGCCCAGCACAAACUGAAGGAGCAGGACCAGGAGGGAGACUUCCUGGGGUGCUCACCAGGCGACCUCCUUCGCUUCGAUGACUACAACAGCGACGGGUCCCUUACGCUGCAGGAGCUCUACACAGCCUUCCAGGUGGUUCAGCUCAGCCUGGCCCCCGAGGAGAGGGUCCUGGUGACCACCGUGACCGUGGGCAUGAGCACGGUGCUGAGCUGCGCUAUCCACGGAGACCUGCGGCCCCCCAUCAUAUGGAAGCGCCACGGGCUGGCCCUCAACCUCCUGGACUUGGAAGACAUCAAUGACUUCGGAGAGGACGCCUCCCUCUACAUCACCAAGGUGACCACGGUCCACAUGGGCAACUACACCUGCCACGCCUCCGGCCACGAGGAGCUGUUCCAGACCCACGUCCUGCAGGUGAAUGUGCCACCCGUCAUUCGUGUCUACCCAGAGGCUCAGGCCCAGGAGCCCGGGGUGGCGGCCAGCCUGAGGUGCCACGCCGAGGGCAUUCCGGUCCCCAGAAUCUCGUGGCUGAAAAAUGGCAUGGACAUCUCAGCCCAUGUGUCGAAACAGCUCUCCUUCCUAGCCAACGGGAGCGAGCUCCGCCUGGGCAGUGUGAGGUACGAGGACACUGGGGCCUACACCUGCAUCGCCAGGAACGAGGUGGGCGUGGACGAGGAUAUCUCCUCACUCUUCAUCGAGGACUCAGCCAGGAAGACCCUGGCAAACAUUCUCUGGCGAGAGGAAGGCCUUAGCGUGGGAAACGUGUUCUACGUCUUCUGCGACGACGGCAUCGUUGUCCUCCAGCCCGCGGACUGUGAGAUCCAGAGGCACCUCAGGCCCACGGAGAAGAUCUUCAUGAGCUCCGAAGAAAUCUGCCCUCCAGGGGAUGGUGAGGCCCUCCAGCCAUGCCAGUGGGCAUCGGCCGUGAACGUCAGGCACCGGUACAUCUAUGUGGCCCAGCCAACACUGAGCAGAGUCCUGGUGAUCGAUGUCCGAGCCCAGAAGGUCCUACAGUCCAUAGGUGUGGACCCUGUGCCAGAUAAGCUGUCCUACGACAAGUCACAUGACCAAGUGUGGGUCCUGAGCCGGGGGCAUGGGCCGAAGUACCAGCCAAGCCUCCAGGUGCUCACGGAAGCCAGCAGUGGCCAGGGCCAGCACCUGGUCCGCGUGCCCUUUGCCGGAGUGGAGGAUUUCUUCAUCCCCCCCACCAACCUCAUCAUCAACCACAUCAGGUUCGGUUUCAUCUUCAACAAGUCUGACCCCGCCGUUCACAAAGUGGACCUGGAGAGUCUGGGGCUCGUGAAGACCAUCAGCCUGGAGGCCCACGGCUGCGUGCCCCGGGCCAUGGCCCACACGCACCUGGGCGGCUACUACUUCAUCCAGUGCCAGCCGGACCAGGGCAGCGCCCCGCAGCUGCUCCUGGACAGCGUCACGGACUCCGUGAUUGGCCCCAACGGCCACAUUGCCGGCACCCCGCACACGUCCCCUGACGGGCGCUUCGUGGUCAGCGCCACCAGCGGCAGCCCCCAGCUGCAUGUGCAAGAGAUCACGGUGUGGGGAGAGAUCCGGACUCUCUACACCCUGAGGGCCAGCGGGGGUGUCGGGGACGUGGCCUUCCAGCGCUCCUUCACCGAGGGCAACCAGUACCACGCUUACGCCACGCUGGAGGCCGAGCCCGGGCUGCUGUUCGUGGAGCUGGCCACAGGGAAGGCGGGGGUGCUGCAGAACUUGAAGGAGCCGCCCCGGGACCCCGCCCGGCCCUGGGGAGCACCCCGCAGGAUCGUGAGGGACAGUGGGCUGUUCGGACAGUACCUGCUCACACCGGCCCAGGCGUCGCUGUUUCUAAUCAACGGGAGGCAGAAGGCCCUGCGGUGCGAGGUGGCCGGUGUUCAGAGAGGGACCACGGUGGUGUGGGUGGGCGAGGUAUGAGGGACGCCCGGAGCAGAGCUCUCUCUGCACCCCCCAGCAAAGGAGGCCUGCCUGGUCCGGACCCCACAAACCCCCAAGCCAGCGCGCUCUACAUUUUCACAGACAAAAGCAAAAAUCUGUCUCCACUUCGUGGCUCCACACUGGUCUCCUUGCAAUGUCCCGGGCUGAGGCCUGCAGUGCUAGAGAAACCGGGGUGCCCCCCCGGGGAGACUGAUCCUCUGUGCCGAGAGCCCUGGUGCCCGGGGAAGGGACCAGCUGCUCUGCCUGCCCCUGUGGACGCUGGGGCAGUGUCCCGCCUAUCCCCCUGUGGCCUUCACACCCCCACGCCCCCCUGCCGCCGCCCGCGCCCUCCUCUGGGCCCCACUUUCUCCUCUCCAGCUGCUUCUUGAUUCUCUUUCCUUUUGACUCGUUCUGGGCCCGAGGCAGAGCCAGCAGGCCACUGCCUCGGUGGGGUGGGGAAAUCAUCGCUUUAUUUUGGAAACUUUGAUUAAAAAUUAAUUUUCUAUAAUUGCAAGUGCUAGUCAGCAGAAAGAGGCGCCCUGGGGUCCAGCUCCCUGCCGCUGGCCCUCAAGCCUGCCUGUCUCCACACCGCUGACCGCCCUCAGACUGACUGCCGGAGGGCGGACACAGGGACGGACCCCCGGGGCCUACGUUUCACCACCAAAGGGAAAAAUUCUUUGAGUGGGGUUCAGCACCCUCAGUCCAGGACUGUGCUUGCCUGAUGGAGCUGGGGGGCCUGCAGAAAUGCCCCCCCUCCAGGACAUAUUGGGGUCUAUGCGGUUUUCUUAAGCGCACCCUUUCCAACCCAAUUUCUUUGCCGCGGCCCACUGCUGCCUCUCACCCAUACAAAGAGCCUGUUCCAGUGUUUUCGAACCCACGGGCCCCCUCUCCCUACUGACAACACUCCAGCCCACAGAAGAACCCUGAAACCUGGGGCCAGCCCAGCUGCAUGUCCCAAGGGGCCUCAGUUUCCCCUGGCAUCACAGCCCCACCCAGCCGCCUGGGGAGCAGAGCAGACUGUCUUGGUGAGGAGGCACCCUGGAGCUCCCAAAUACCCCUUUUCCUCAGGUCAGGGGCCCAUACACACACGCACGCUCUCCAGCUGGGAUCAUCCUCUUCCAGAUUACCUGGCAUCGGGAGAGGGAGCCCACCACAGACCCCUCAGUAGGCAGGGUCCCCCCACUGCUGUGGCCCCGAUUUUCCUGCCCUGCUGAGGUGUGAACCCUUUCAGGGGAAGCCAGCACAGAGUCUCACACUCGAUAUCACAGCCUCCCCACCACCCCCCGACUGUCCAGCCCUCUGACCCCCAACCUCUGCUGUGUCCCGUCACCCAGAGCAGGACCAAGGGAGCACUCGUGGUUCACCCCUCUGAGGAGAUCCAGGCACAGUCGGGAAGGGAAGAAUCCUUCCUUACAUCCCUGCCCCAGUCCCAACACCCACUUUCAUCAGCGAAAGUCUCCAACAUUCAUGAACUUCUCCCUUGGGAGGAAAAUUCAUGGAAAUUUGAGGGAGCCCCUGGCAGACAGAGUCCCAGAGUCCCUGAGGCCCUGUGAGGAGGACCCUCACCCCCGGGUCCAGAGUGACACGCCAUCUGUCCACACAGCUUUGUCCAGGGUGGCGCUUCUGAGGGAACUGGCCCUAUCAACCGCCACCACUUCCCUUCCUGAGUAGCUGAAGAAGGGCAGGACCAUCACCGCAGACCACAGAUUGCCACCAGCCCCAGGACACAGCAGCUGGACACAGGAACCCACAGCUGGAUAUAGCCCAGGAGGCAAAUUCACGAACGACUGGGGGAUGGAGGAGAGUCUCAUUUUCUCGGCGGUGCCACCAGCACAGGAAAUCCCAUCAGCCCCUGGCUCCUUUCCUCUCCUUUGCAGCCCUCCAAGUCACAGUUUGAAGACCACAGGCUUGAGUCACGCCUGCAGGUAUGAACAGUCACCCCAGCAUGAAUGCCAAAGGUCCAUGGUCACCGGCUGUUUCUCACCACAGAAGGUUUCCUGAUGCCCAAACAUCAUCCCCAAGGCCCCAAAGUCACUGACACCAUGAACUUCCAAAAUGACCUUGGAAAGAAAAUUUCACCAAAAAAAAAAGGAAAAAAAGAAAAAAAUUAAAAACACAAAUGUGCUCACUCUCAUAAAAGCACCCCCAUAAUAAUCUACACUGCUAGGAGAGUAGGGAUUUGAAACACGCCUUCCCAGUCCAGCCCAGGAAGCUGACCCCUGCCUGCAGAUCCUAGGUCCCAGCUGGAAAGUUGGCCAGAAGCGGUUCUGGAGGUAUAAGACGGUGCAGACCACUGCAGAGCGGCCUGGCAGGGCCCCAGACCCCAGGAGAGGCUGCAGCUGCCCUGAGCUGGCACCCACAGGCCGUGGUUGCACCCGCCCUCUCCCCAGCCUUCUGCAGGAGAGGAUCUCAAGAGAGCAGCCUCAGCAGAGGUUCCUGCAGUUCCUGCCUCUGCACAUGAAAGCACUCCAGUCCCAGGCAGGUGCUGGGAACCAGCUUUGAACCCCAAUAAAGCAGAACUCACCCUGCCUGGACCUUUAGGAAGCAGCCUGGAGGUGGCUCCGGGUACCACACGUCUUGUUUUCUGUUGACCACGAACCUGUGAACUAAAGGACAUUUCAGAACUGAGAUGCGAAACAGAUUCAGUCUGGAUAUAUUUUUCUACGAGGGGCUUCAAACGUCAUGGACUGCUCUCUCACCAUUGCACUUCACUCAGACCCACCCGACCAUCUCUCUCCCCACCCCACCCCUGCCCCUCAUCCUCGAUCUACCUCACAUACUGCCACCACCCGCAGAUGGGAACCAGCCGGAGGCCAGAGAGGAGAUGUGGGGUGACCUUGACUGCCAACAUGGAAGUCCCGUGCCAGCUCCCACUCCAAAUGCACUCAGAACCCAUCAGGACACAGCCCCUUGCUGCCGGCGUCCGACCGCAACAGCUACACCCAAGCCCCCAACCCCCUCAACUUAGGCCACAGACACCAGGAAAUUGUCAGGAAACCAAAUGCAAUGGGUGGGAGCGGCCAGACAGGAGUGGGGAAAUCGUGAAGUCAGCCGGGUCCCCUUCCUGAGGGGGCACAAGCUGUACCUGCUCUGCCACAACAGCACCUACAAUCCAGGGCCACACCUCCACAGAGGCCCAUGACCUCACUUUGGGGUCCAAGUUAGAAAUCUCUCAAACGCUACUGUUUGCCCCCCGACUGGCAGACCAAGGUAGACCAAGCAAGUUUUACUCAAGAAAGCUGCCUUGGUUUCCCGCCAAAAUCAUAAUAUGCACAGACUGAGGCUUAAAGGAGUUUAAAGCAGGGGCACAGAAUGCCUGUCUUCACGAUGUGACUGUGGACCCCCCACCCCUGGUGACAUGCUCACUUCCGCCUACUGUCUACACCAGAGGGCCUGCCAAACCACUUGAGGAUCCGAGCACAGCAAACCAGCUCAUGGCCUAUGAGUCUGCAGCUACAUGGGAGAGUCAAUGACACCCAGUAUGUCAACUUCCGGAGCCCGCAUCUCUGUCCAGAGCCACGGCUCCCAUGUCCUCUUCCUGAGGCCUCCUGGACUGACACGGCUCCUUCCCUUUCCCACAUGGGCCGGUUGACACACAUCAUGUUCCAGAGGGCUCCAUGGGCUUAGCUUGUAUCCCCACAAAGCAAUAACUGAUGAAUCACCCUGACCCCAGGUCUGGUGGCACAAGGCCCUCCCCAUCAGCAUGGCCAGAGGGGCAUCCAUGGCCCUUUGGAAACACGCCCCCCCCCACACACACACACCCCUCCUCUGCAAGACAGAGCUUUGUCUCCAAGAAAGCCGACCUGUCCCUUGUGGUCCGAGUGUCAUGAGCUCUGAGAGGAGAACAUUUCCAGAACCAUCCUCCACUGGCUGGCGUGACCGCUGCCAGAGGCAUGAGAGUCCCUGGUUCUCUGUGACUUCAGCUGCUUCCGAGAUGAGGGGCCACAGUCUGUCAGGCGCCCCUGCCCAGACCCACAGCACCCGCUUCUUGGCUCCCCUGCCCACACCUACUGGCCUCUGUGAAAAGCCAGUGCCCUGUCCCCAGCCCAGCCUGUCCCCUCUCUCCCUCGCUGCUUGUGCUUGGGAAGGCCAUGUGAGGGGCUCUCAGAGCAGAACUGGGCAUGGAGUUUUGCUGGCGGGGUCCCACACACCUUCAUGCUGUCAUAUUGCUGAAUGGCCCUCGAGCUAACUAAGUCAUACACGUCAUAGGUCCCGUUCAGAUCCCUCCCCGCCCCCCAACACCCCACCGCCCACCUCAGAAAUCUCCGAUCUCUUAUGUCAAGGCAAAUCACAUUAUUUUGAGCAGUUGUGUAUACUCCAAAAUAUAUUUUCUGUAAUCACUGGUAUUUCUCAAAAGCCCUCCUGGAAUUACUAUACAUGUGAAUUUUUCCUUAUUUAUAAAAUAUAUAUAAAUUAUUUUUAAUACAUCAACUUUAGUAGAGAUUUGUACCGACAUGGGAGCCGGACGUGACGUUUGAAAUAAGUUUGUGUUUACUUUGAUGUUUCACCCAGUAGCAGACACACCAGGUCUCUCCACUUGAUAGAAUGACGAUUCACAGAUUAUCAUUGAGUAUUGUCACUGUAAAUGCUCUUUUUCUGAGGAUUUUUUAAUAAAACCCAAGAAACAUGA
Molecule: messenger RNA, 7516 nt
Organism: Sorex araneus (European shrew)
Lineage: Eukaryota; Metazoa; Chordata; Mammalia; Eulipotyphla; Soricidae
Gene: FSTL4
Product: follistatin like 4
Exons: 17
Coding region: 1-2886 (961 amino acids)
Biological process (GO): cell differentiation; regulation of BMP signaling pathway; multicellular organism development
Molecular function (GO): calcium ion binding; protein binding
Source: RefSeq, a predicted model, not a curated record